Messenger RNA from Scedosporium apiospermum, 1941 nucleotides. RefSeq lists its product as uncharacterized. The coding region runs from base 1 to 1941 and encodes 646 amino acids. The transcript has 7 exons. Lineage: Eukaryota; Fungi; Ascomycota; Sordariomycetes; Microascales; Microascaceae. Gene Ontology annotation, molecular function: lyase activity; monooxygenase activity; FAD binding. The record is from RefSeq and is a predicted model, not a curated record.
AUGGAUUGCUCCGUCGAUUCGGAAUAUUCCCUGAGACCUUCGGCGCAAACCCAGUCCAAGGGCCUGGAUGGAUCCGUCCGCCUGGAUAUUGACCUCAAAGAGUCUUUGAAAAUUUGGGAAUUUCCCUGGGUCCUAAGCUACCGUGUUGGACUCCAUAACGAGCUAAAGAGGGUUGCGACAAGUAAGGAAGGCAAGGGGACUCCUGCUGUUCUCAAGACCUCGAGCCAAGUCGUCGAUGUCGAUGUUGAGUCUGCAACCAUCACCCUGCGAGAUGGCACACGAGUCUCAGGCGAUAUGGUCCUGGGAGCAGAUGGUGUUAGCUCCAUAACGAGGAAGGCAAUCGUCGGCGAAUCCCACAAACCCUUCGACUCGGGCAAGUCCGCCUUCCGAUUCCUCAUCCCUCACGAAAAGAUUCGGGAAAAUGCCGAUACCAAGAAAUUUACUGAGCGAGAAGGCUACAUGACGAUUUGGUACGGGGACGACAGGCGUCUGGUCAUGUAUCCCUGCAACGACAACACGACCAUGAACUUAGUCGGUAUUCAUCCAACCGAGUUGUCUGCCUCCGAAGGUGAAGGUUGGAGUCGAGUCGGUAACAAGGAGACGCUUCUCGAGACCUACAAGGACUUUGGACCCACCGUGGCUUCCUUGCUUCAAUUGACGGACCCCGCUGAGCUCAAAGUCUGGACAUUGCUUGAUAUGGACCGUAUCCCUCGGUGGACAAAAGGACGACUUGCGCUACUUGGCGACGCAGCUCAUCCUUUUCUCCCUCAUCAGGGACAAGGUGGCGGUGUUGCCAUCGAGGAUGCAACAUCCAUCGUUGCCCUCUUCCCCCUUGGCACUACGCGCGAUGAAAUCCCGGAGCGUCUCUCACUUUACGAAAAGAUUAGAGACGAGAGGGCACACAAGAUCCAAGAGUUCACGCGGGUAGCGGGCGCAGAUCUCAACGAUGCCACCCGCAAAUCAUUCAACAUCAUGGAAUAUUCCAAGUACAAUUACGGCUUUAGCGAGUGGCACAAUUCCACCCGCGCCCUCAAGGAACACCUCUGGGCUCGCAACGGCCCAACGUACUGGCGCCAGCCCAUCUCCUUCGGGCCCAUGACGAGCCCGCGACAAGACCACUACGGGCGCCUCAUUCCCUCGGACAAGUCUAGAUACGUAACCCAUUCUCUCCGCUUCAAGACUUCGGCGACGUACUUGCAGACGCUCUUCCCUACCAAGUCGUUCAGCUUCGUUUCCCCGGGAACCGUAGUCGAAGCGAGCUUCCAGUGCACCCAGCUCGACAAGAUGGGCUGGCUUGGUGGUGGCGGCUAUCACUACGCUGGUCUUUGGAUUCACGGGGUUCAGUAUGAGAAGAAGGACGGCACUAAGAUCGUCGGCUCAUUCCUCCCUGUUCUCUUUGAGUCGCUCACUGACCCCAUCACCACCGGGCGAGAAGAGUUGGGUAUGCCUAAGCUAUACUGUGAUAUUAACGUCACGGGGACAGAGAGUUCAAGCCGUGUUGCUUGCGGAUGGAGAGGUGCCAGUUUCUUAACCAUGAAGCUCGACGAUCUCGCCGAUAUGCCUCUGGAAAACGGAACCCACAGCGCGAACUGUAAGACCAGUGAUCAACCUACUGCUGCCCCCAGUCAGGCCCCCAAACCUGUAGAGCAAGGUCUCUUCGUCUACAGGUACAUCCCGGCCGUUGGCAAGCGAGGCGUGGCAGACGCUGAAUAUCCUGUUUUCAUCGACUAUAAGAAGGCAACGGCGACUCGAGUCGCAGACAAGACCGUUUGGUCUAGAAAAGGAAGUAUUGAGGCUGAUGGGCGUGACUGGGAGUCGCUGCCUACAUUGCACCACAUUGCUGCCGGUCUUGCUGAAGUCCCUGUUUAUGAGGUUAUCGAAGCAAAGAUUGAGGAGGGUCACGGAGUUGAGGAUCUCUCUCAGGCGGAGCGUAUUGAGUGA